Molecule: messenger RNA, 2573 nt
Organism: Drosophila miranda
Lineage: Eukaryota; Metazoa; Arthropoda; Insecta; Diptera; Drosophilidae
Gene: lace
Product: serine palmitoyltransferase 2
Biological process (GO): sphingosine biosynthetic process; ceramide biosynthetic process
Cellular component (GO): serine palmitoyltransferase complex
Molecular function (GO): serine C-palmitoyltransferase activity; pyridoxal phosphate binding
Source: RefSeq, a predicted model, not a curated record
GAAUGUAAACACAAAAAACAAACACAGAACUAAGAAACACAAGAAAACAAGAGAAUUAAUCGGAAAACCACAACGAAGGCGCCAAUAUAGACCCCAAAGUGAACACCCCUCAGAUCAGUGCAUAUAUACUCCAGAAAUCACGCGUCUCUCGACUCGCGAACGAGAACGAACGUGUUUGGCGGUUCUUGUGGCUAGUUUUUUGUGCUGCGUUCGUUCGGUGGUUCUGUGAAUUGUAUAAAUAAUAUAAAUACGAAGCAAAAUGGGAAACUUUGACGCCUUCGAGCAGGGCCUAGCCAGCCCCAACGGCAACGGAAGGUUGCCCAAUGGACACGGCUGCCCUAAAGACAGACCCAGCGUGGACAACCAGCUGAAAUUCUCGGCGCCCGCCUACACGGAGAUUCGCACGAGGCGCUGCAACGCCAAGGCGGCCGCGGAAUCCAAGAAUGCCAGCUCAAGCACCUACCACCCGGAGAAGAAAGUGCUCUUGAAUGGACACGCCGCCGCGGCCAGGGAGCACAAGUCGGAGUGCAAGCCCAACCAGGCAGAGGGCAAGCUCUCGCCGGAGAUGGAGCACUACCAGAAGACCUCGUUCGAGGAGGUGCCCAUGCACACGGCCUGCCUCACCUACCUGGGAUUCUACCUGCUCAUGAUCCUGGGCUACAUCAACCAGCUGCUGUUCGUGCCCAAAGUGGCCACGGAGAAGGGCCGUGAGGGCUACGUGGCCCUGUACGACGCCUUCGAGAGCUUCUACUCCCGCUACGUGUACCGCCGCAUUAAGGAUUGCUGGAACCGCCCCAUCAGCAGUGUGCCCGGUGAUGAGCUGACGCUCAAGGACCGCGUGACUGACGACUAUGGUUGGAGCUUCAAGUUCACGGGCACGGAAACGCGUUGCCUCAAUCUGGGCUCCUACAACUACCUGGGCUUUGCCGCCGCCACAGGUCGCUGCGCCGACGAGUCCGAAGAGAGGGCCCGCGACGCUGGCCUGGCUUACUGCAGUUCCCGCUGUGAACUGGGUAACAAUGCUCAGCUGGAGGAGCUGGAGAAGCUGACUGCUCGCUACUUUGGCGUGGAGGACGCUAUCGUUUUUGGCAUGGGGUUCGCCACCAACGCCCUCAACCUACCGUCUCUGCUCGGCCCGAACUGCAUGGUGGUGAGCGAUGAGAAGAACCAUGCCUCGAUCAUCCUGGGCCUGCGUCUGUCCGGGGCCACAAUCAAGGUGUUCAAGCACAACAACAUGCGGGACUUGGAGCGCGUGCUGCGCGACGGCAUCUGCUACGGCAACACCAAGAACGGAGGCAAACCCUGGUCCAAGGUGAUGAUCAUUGUGGAGGGCAUCUUCAGCAUGGAGGGUUCCAUAGUGCGCCUGCCCGAGAUCGUAGCCCUGAAGAAGAAGUACAAGGCAUAUCUGUAUCUAGACGAGGCCCACAGCGUGGGUGCUAUGGGCUCCCAUGGAAGGGGCGUCACGGACUACUACAAGGUGGAUCCAAAAGACGUCGACAUCCUAAUGGGCACGUUCACCAAGAGCUUUGGCAGUGCUGGGGGCUAUCUAGCCGGAUCUAAGAAACUGAUUGACUUCCUUCGCACUAACAGCCAUGCCCACUGCUAUGCUGGAUCUAUUUCGCCGCCCAUUGCUCAGCAGAUCCUCACCUCCAUGAAGACUAUCAUGGGCGAUGAUGGCACUGAGACGGGUCGCAACAAGAUCAUGCAACUGGCCAGGAACACGCGGUAUUUCCGCCGUCGUCUGGCCCAGCUGGGAGUGAUAACCUACGGCCACGAGGACUCGCCCGUGGUGCCCAUGCUCGUCUACCUCUUCUCCAAGAUUGGUGCCGUGGUUCGCACUUUGACCACCCGCCACAUCGCCGGUGGGGCCGGUUUUCCAGCCACACCCAUUAUGGAGGGUCGCAUCCGUUUCUGCCUGUCGGCUGCCCACACCAAAGAGCAGCUGGACUAUGCCCUUGAGGUUAUUGACGAGACCAGCGACGAUCUGGGGCUGAAGUAUUCACGCAAGCCACGCGAUCCAAAUCCGAUUGAAUACUAGAAGCACCUUCUCAUGCAGCCUCACAAAUAGGAGCUAAGUGCAAAGGGCGAAGGGAGGAAUGUUAUGUAGGGGAGGUAAUAGCUCCCGCAAUUGUCAGACCAAAUCAGCACUCAGUCCAGAGCUAUACAUUUUUUUUUGUACGGUUCCAGUAUGAGAGUAUAUUUGACCAAGCUGUAGUUGGUCAGAAGUCGGUGCAAAACUAAGCUUCAGCGCACGGAGCUUCAAUAUUUGACUCACUCCUUGCGAAAAUCUAUUAUAGCAAACUAAACUAAACUGCAGCACAUAGCUAAAAUGAUAAACUAUUAUUAACUAUUUAGCAUUUACCUCAACGUAGCUGUUAUUGUAAUUGUAAACUCUAAACGUCUUCUUCUGUGGGCAGAAACAUUACAUUUCGAGUCUUUUGCUCGCCCGAGAGAAAGGAAAAUGUAUGCUUAUCAGGGUUCGGUUAUAAUACAGAUCUAAGCUAAAACAUAAGAGACAGGAGAGUCAAGCACCUCGCUUCUAAAAUGUCAGUUUUAAGCCAAAAGAGAGUCGA